This is a messenger RNA of Symbiodinium necroappetens, 1466 nucleotides long. The record is from the annotation of a GenBank genome assembly. NCBI's taxonomy places the organism in Eukaryota, Dinophyceae, Suessiales, Symbiodiniaceae.
AUGGCUAGCCUGUCGACGGUACCGGCCUUGGAAGAUGCCAUUGCGGUUGGAAGCUUCCUGCUGCAAGGAGGUUGGCUGAGGUUCUCAGCCGGAGCGGUCCUUCUUGGAGGGCUCCUCACGAUGGUCCUUGUGUGUACUUUAUGGACCAAACUCGUACGUCUUGAACGUCACGUACAAGCACUGCCCGCCGCUUUCCAGGACCUGCAGAAGGCAGUUGGCAAUCUUGCAAACAACGUGCAGACGCUCCCAGACCAGACUGCAAUGCAAAGCUUACUGGAUGCGGUGGGAGACCUUGCAGCCAAUGUUCAGCCACUACUUGAUCAGAUGCCUAGGCUCCCGGUGGCCCAUGGCACACAAGCGUCCGAUGCAACUCGUAAUGACCUUUCCUCGGACAUGGCCAAUACAAUGUUGUGCCUGGAUGCCAAAAUUCUGGAGCUGAACAACGAGACCCAACGUCUCCGCAAAUCCAUCGGUGAUUUGAAUCACCAAAUGGGUCUGCAACAGCCCGGGUCCAGUGAGGAGGCCAUUCAGCCCCUGAAGGACCUUCUCUUGACCUUGGUCGACAAGCACAAGAAGAUCGCCGAAGCCUUGCCGGUGGUCCAUACAAUCCCGGCGCUGACAAGGACGUGUCAGACGUUGGGACUGGACACACAGAAGCAGUUCAGCAUGCAAGAGACCAUGUCGGACGGCCUGCUGAAACAAGGACGAGAAACCCUCCAAUGCCUACAGAGCGACAACAAGAGCACGCAUGACCGCAUUAUUAAGCUGGAUGCUUUGACUCAAGAACUUAAGGAAAUGCUCAAGCAAUUGGGCAUUGACAUCCAUGUGACUCGUACCAAGAUGGAGACUAAGCUGGACAGCACACAAGCCGACCUGAAGCGCUUCCAAGGUGAGACAAAUUACAGUUUUCGUGGGCUCAAUGUUCUGGUGCCCAACCAUAAAACGCUGGUUGACACGCAGAAAGAUGCGCUGGACUAUUUGGUUCGUGCGAACCAGUCGGAGUCGAGCCGCCAUGACUUGGUGCAACAUACACUGGACACGGUCAGCAAUGUGGAGGACCGCUUGGUGCGCUUGGAGUCCAUCUGCAUGGGAUCGACCGAUGUUAUCAACGAAACGUCGGACCAAGUACAGCAGCUCCGCGAGGCGCAUAACUUGAUGAUGGAGCAAGUCACCACCAUCGUUGAGCGCACACCGAAACUCCCUAAACGCAAUCCACCGCAAGCUGACGCCGCCUCCAGCACUACGCCGCCUCCCCAGCAAUCGACACCCCCUAUGCCGUCGAUGCCGACAGCGCCGAUGCCUUCCGUGCCCAUCAUCGAUCCGCAGCCCAUCAGACUCUCGGACCACAUACAGCCUUUGGUUCGCGAUCAAGGGGGCAUCUACAUGUUGGGAGGCAACUCCACCUUGCGAAAUGUCAGCACACAGGAGCUCCUGCAGGAUUUGCAGCUCCAUGUCCAGUUCACGCA